GUAAGCUUCACACUACACACUUUAGCAAAAACCCACACCUAUAAACACAUAAAGGCACUCACCCUGGAUUAUGCUAAAGGACUAAAGGACAGACAUGAAGAAGAAUCAUCAUCCUCUAUUUGUGCUGCUGUGCUUCUGCAUAGCUUUGCACUACACUGUGCAGCUAGACAGCAGCUACUUCCUCAUCUACAAUGAAGCUCACAACAAAUGUGUGAAAGUAGUCGACCCCAACAUGGCACAGGCCAGCGACUGCGACUUGUCUUCAGAAAGGCAGCGCUUCCGAUGGAUUUCCUCCUCUCGGGUCCUUAGCAUCUCCCACAAGCUGUGCCUCGGAGCCCAGGACCUUAAAGAAUGGGUUAAAGUUGUUUUGCUCCCCUGCAAUGAGCUCAGUCCGAUGCAAACAUGGGAGUGCAAGAAUGAGACUCUGUUUGGUAUAAAGACCCAGCCUUUGCAUCUGAAUUACGGCAAUCGCCAGGAGCCCAAUUUACUUCUGUACACAGGGACAGGGGACUGGAGCCGCUGGCAGAUAUAUGGCAAUAACAAAGACCUGUGCUCUCAUGGAUACCAAGAGACAUUUACGAUCGGUGGCAAUGCUUUGGGUAGCCCCUGCCUGUUUCCCUUUAAGUAUGCAGAGAAGUGGUACGCUGAGUGCACCAUUGAAGGGAGAUCUGAUGGACAGCCUUGGUGCGCCACAGCCGUGGACUACAACAAGGACAAGAAAUGGGGUUUCUGUCCUACAAAAUCGUCUGCAGGUUGGGACACUGAUCCAGUAACAGGUGUGUUGUACAAGAGGAACACUCAAGCAGUGCUGACCUGGCAUCAGGCUCGCAAAAGCUGCCAGCAGCAAGAUGCUGAUCUACUCAGUAUUAUGGAGUUGCAUGAGCAAACAUAUAUAUCAGGUUUAACUAAUAUACUUGGUUCAUCUCUUUGGAUUGGACUGAAUAGUCUAGAUUUUGAAAGUGGCUGGCAAUGGAGCAAUGGAAAUCCAUUUAGAUAUCUGAAUUGGGCUCCAGGUCAGCCCUUACUGGAGCCUGGCAUGAACUGUGCAGCACUUAAUGCUGGCAAAGCAUCUAAAUGGGAAAGUGUGGCCUGCAGUAGUAAACUGGGAUACAUCUGUCGCAAAGGAAACUCCACUACCCUUACACCUUCAGAGGUGGUUAAAGACCAGCCCAGUUUCUGUCCAGCCACCUGGGUACCUUAUGCUGGCCACUGCUACUCUCUCUCACGCACUAAGAUGAUGUGGAAAGAUGCACUGACAGCCUGUCGGAAAGAAGGAGCUGACCUGAUCAGUAUUCACAAUAUUGAAGAACACAGCUUUAUUAUAUCACAGAGUGGCUAUUUGGCCACUGAUGAAUUAUGGAUAGGUCUAAACGAUCAGAAGAUUGAAAACCUGUUUGAAUGGUCAGACCGAACCCAUGUCACCUUUGCCAAGUGGCUUGUGGGAGAACCUUCACAUGCAGCUAUCCUCAAGGAGGAUUGCGUUCUCAUGAAAGGCAAGGAUGGUAAGUGGGCAGAUCACGUAUGUCAAAAGGAAUAUGGCUUCAUGUGUAAGAAGAAAGCCUCCACCAGACCUGCAGGGUCACCAGAGGUUAUCAGCCCCGGAUGUCCUAUUGGCUGGAUCAGAUUCAACUCCUACUGCUACAGUAUUGGUGUCGAAGCCAAAACCUUUAAUGAGGCCAAAACAGCAUGUGGACAGAGUGCAGCUGACCUAAUAGAAGUUGCAAACAGGUAUGAGAAUGCUUUUCUCAUCAGCCAGAUUGGCUUGCGCCCUGAAAAAUAUUUCUGGAUUGGCCUGUCCAAUACGGAACGUGCAGAAAGCUUUGAGUGGACAACUAAGCAAGCAGUUAAAUUUACACACUUUAAUGUAGGAAUGCCAGAUAGGCAGCAGGGCUGUGUUGCCAUGCGAACUGGGACUUCAGCGGGAUUAUGGGAUGUAAUCGCUUGUGACAGUAAAGAGAAGUACAUCUGUAAGAAAAUAGCAGAGGGUGUUACUACAACCAAAGAACCUCCAGCAACACAACCUAUCAGUUGCCCCUCCAAAUGGAUAAAAAAAGACUCUGCCAGUUGCAUUCGGAUAUACAGAAAUAGGAAAGAAAAUAAGAAAUCAUGGCUGGAUGCACGUAACUACUGCAAGGCCAUUGGUGGUGAUCUAGCUAGCUUUCACAGUGAAGCUGAAAGCAACACAAUACCGUAUGGUGGAGGAAGUGAUCCAGCAUGGAUUGGGUUUAGUAUGCUGGAUGAUAAUUCUGGGUUUACAUGGUCAGAUGGAACUGCAUCAAACUUUGAGAAUUGGAGCUAUGGGGAGCCCAAUAAUUACAAUUCUAAUGAGCAUUGUGCAGAAGCUAGCUUCUUCUAUGGUCAUAGGUGGAAUGAUGCAUAUUGUGACUCCUACAAUGAUUGGAUCUGUCAGAUACAACGGGGUACAACUCCAAAACCUCCACCUACAAGCUCCCCCGAAGCUGAGUUUAACAUUACAGAUAAUGGCUGGAUACAGUUCAAUGGCAGUCAGUACUACAUAAAUAUGGAGUCUCUGGAUAUGGAAGAAGCUCGUGCAUCAUGCAAGAAGAACCAUUCUGACCUUGUUGUCAUUACUGGUCAAAGUGAGAGAAAGUUUAUAUAUAAACAGAUUUCAAGAGGCUCAGAAGAACAGUAUUACAUUGGAAUGACAGUGGGAUUGGAUAAAUCGUUUAGCUGGGUGGACGGUUCUCCAGUUGUCUACACAGCAUGGAACCAAAACGAACCAAACUUUGCCAACAAUGAUGAAAACUGUGUAACUAUCUACAAAAGUAUGGGAUUCUGGAACGAUAUCAACUGUGGAGUAGAAUUACCCUCUAUCUGUAAAAGAAGCGUUGACUUUGUCACAAGUACAUCGGCUCCUACCACUGCACCAAAGGGAGGCUGUAGUUCUGACUGGACUGCUUUUCAGGGAAAAUGUUAUAAAUUUGUAGGAAAAGAUAGCACUGAAGUGAAAAUGUGGCAUGAUGCUCGAAUGUACUGCAUCUCUCAAGGAGGCAAUUUAGUGUCCAUUCUGAGUCAAUCAGAGCAAGCAUUUCUCACCACUAUGAUGCUUAAUGCACCUGAUGACAUGUGGAUUGGCUUGAAUGAUAUCAACUGGGAAAUGCGCUUUCUUUGGACGGAUGGGAAAGGUGUACGGUACACCAACUGGGCCAAAGGAUAUCCAACAUCAUUUCCAGAUGGUCGCAGAACGUAUGGAGUAGAUGAUACACUACCACACUACCACUUCUUGUCAAGUUUGGAAUAUGAAGAAACCUCGUUUGACUGUGUCAUAAUGGCGAAGAACCCAGAUAGAAUUACUGGCAAGUGGAAGGUCGAGGACUGCGAAGAGAAACGAGGUUUUAUCUGCAAGAGGAAUAUUGAUUCUCAGAUUCAAGUUCCUGCCACAACACCUUCAUCAGCAUCAUAUUUUAAAAUGGGAAAUAAUUCAUUCAAGAUACAGACUGAAAAAAUGAGCUGGGAUGAGGCAAGAAGGCAGUGCAAAGCCGAUGAUGCUGACAUGGCUAGUGUGUUGGACUCUGUCACUCAGGCGUUCAUUACUCUCAGAGUAGGCAAAUUGAAAGAGCCUGUGUGGAUUGGCCUAAACAGCAAUUUGACUAAUGGACGAUACCGCUGGACAGAUAACUGGUUACUGCGGUUCACUAAAUGGGCUACAGGUGAGCCUUUGAAAAACCAAGCCUGUGUAUACAUCGACAUAGACGGGACAUGGAAAACAACAGAAUGCAGCAAAAGCUUCUACUCCCUUUGCAAACGCUCACCAGAUAUCGCACCCACUGAUCCCCCGCAGCUUCCAGGACACUGCCCAGAACCAAAGAAAUCCAAGGUCUGGGUGCCUUUCCGAGGACACUGCUAUACUUUUAUAGCCACGAGGAAUGAAAACUGGGCCCAUGCUUCAGUGGAAUGUUUGAGAAUGGGUGCAUCAUUGGUGAGUGUGGGGGAUGCACUGGAGUCUAACUUCAUUCGCCAAAAUAUUGAGAUUCUUCAUGAUGAAGCCAAAUCCUUUUGGAUUGGCCUCCACCGCAGCUACACAGGUGAGUGGAUGUGGAUUGAUAACACCGUGGUGGACUACAUUAAUUGGGCACCACGGUCGCCUGGUGCUCAAGGCAACUGUGUGGAGGUUAAAUCAGAAAGUGGCUUGUGGAUAAGCUCUCACUGCAGUGGUUACAGAGGCUUUAUCUGCAAAACCCCCAAAACUAUACCACCUACUGAGAAACAGCCGGCAAUUGAACCACAGGUGGAAGAGGCCUCUCAUGGGUACGCUGGGAUUGCUGUUGCAGUUGUGUUGGUGAUCAUUGCUAUAGCAGGACUGGCUGCCUUCCUCUUCUAUAAAAGACCAACCAUCCCAGUAGUUGGGGAGUGUACAUUUGAUAACACCCUCUACUUUAACAACCCUGCACGAGCUACCACUACUGUGGACACAAAGGGACUGGUUACCAACAUGGAACAAAAUGAGCAUGCAUAGCACACACACACACACACACACACACACACAAUGCAUACAGUGUUAAAUACAUUUCUACAAUUAAUUACAUGCAGGAAAAGAUUUAUUGUAUAGAUGAAUUUUGUACAUCACCAGUCUGUGCUUGUUUGUAAAAAGCUCAAGAUUUGGGAAAGUGAUACACACAAGAUGAUCACCAACUGCUGGACGUGAGGCAAUGAACUGAACAUGUUGCUCAAUUACAUCUUAUCCCACAUCUUAUAGUUAAUAUAGGACAAUGUAAAUGUUCAUACAAUCUCCAUGACAUUAUUUUUUAUUCUCAGAGCUGUGCUUUAUUGACAUUGACAUUGUUAUUGUAAAUAAAUGUUUAAAAAUCUAGAAGACACAAA
Messenger RNA from Silurus meridionalis, 4842 nucleotides. It is a transcript of the gene mrc1a, whose product is annotated as mannose receptor, C type 1a. The transcript has 31 exons. Bases 95 to 4477 code for a protein of 1460 amino acids. Gene Ontology annotation, molecular function: signaling receptor activity. Lineage: Eukaryota; Metazoa; Chordata; Actinopteri; Siluriformes; Siluridae. The record is from RefSeq and is a predicted model, not a curated record.